AUGCAGGACGGAGUACGGAUACGGAUACGGCGCGAGCUGCAGCCUACAUUCGGAUUACAUCAGCCACGGCCUAGACCGGUUUGGGGCACACACGUUUUGUUUCAAGAGCUGGCCUGUUUCGCCAUCGGUGCCGCGCAUGCAGCCAAGCAGCAGUGCGUGACUCGACCCGGCCGCGUGCGUCCGCCGGCCCUUUGUCUCUCGCUCUCGCUCGUGCUCGUCUUUCCUGCACGAACGCUCAUUUGGGAAAGCCGUCAGUGCCGCCCGCUAGCCCGUGCUAGCGCCAUCCGCCGUUGCAACGCAAACCGUUGA
Messenger RNA from Grosmannia clavigera kw1407, 309 nucleotides. RefSeq lists its product as uncharacterized. The coding region runs from base 1 to 309 and encodes 102 amino acids. The transcript has a single exon. Lineage: Eukaryota; Fungi; Ascomycota; Sordariomycetes; Ophiostomatales; Ophiostomataceae. The record is from RefSeq and is a predicted model, not a curated record.